UCCCUGCAACGGGCAGCGGCAGCGGUCCCGGCCCCGGCUCACUCUUCCUGUCGCUGGGAGCGGCGGGCCGACCAACGGGCGGCCAGAGCCAGCGGCCGCCAUUCCCGUGUCGUUGCGCCCGCGGGGGCCGCCCGAGCCGGCCACGAUGCCGCUGGGCCUUAAGCCCACCUGCAGCGUCUGCAAGACCACGUCGUCCUCGAUGUGGAAGAAGGGCCCGCAGGGGGAGAUUCUCUGCCACCACUGCACGGGCCGGGGCGGCGCGGGCGGCGGGGGCGCCGGUUCGGGGGCGGCCGGCGGGACUGGGGGCGGCGGCGGCAGCAGCGGCUUCGGCGCGGCGGCCUUCGCCAGCACCUCGGCCGCCCCUCCGCAGAGCAACGGGGGCGGGGGCGGCAAGCAGAGUAAGCAGGAAAUUCACAGGAGGUCAGCUCGGCUCAGAAAUACUAAAUACAAAUCUGCUCCAGCUGCUGAAAAGAAAGUUUCCACAAAAGGAAAAGGGAGAAGACAUAUUUUUAAAUUAAAAAAUCCGAUCAAAGCUCCAGAGUCCGUCUCUACCAUAAUCACUGCAGAGUCGAUCUUCUACAAGGGAGUGUAUUACCAAAUUGGAGAUGUUGUGUCUGUGAUUGAUGAGCAAGAUGGAAAGCCCUACUACGCUCAGCUCCGGGGUUUCAUUCAGGAUCAGUACUGUGAGAAGAGCGCAGCUCUGACCUGGCUCAUUCCCACGCUCUCUAGCCCCAAAGACCAGUUUGACCCUGCGUCAUAUAUCAUAGGCCCAGAGGAAGAUCUACCAAGGAAGAUGGAAUACUUGGAAUUUGUUUGUCAUGCACCUUCUGAAUAUUUUAAAUCACGAUCUUCACCGUUUCCCACCGUUCCCACCAGACCAGAGAAGGGCUAUAUAUGGACCCAUGUUGGACCUACUCCUGCAAUAGCUAUUAAGGAGACUGUUGCCAACCAUUUGUAGUUUAAAGAUUAGAAAUGGGUGUCCAG
Chrysochloris asiatica (Cape golden mole) is the source of this 984-nucleotide messenger RNA. It is a transcript of the gene GATAD1, whose product is annotated as GATA zinc finger domain containing 1. Gene Ontology annotation, cellular component: nucleus. Gene Ontology annotation, biological process: regulation of DNA-templated transcription; chromatin organization. Gene Ontology annotation, molecular function: sequence-specific DNA binding; zinc ion binding. The coding region runs from base 146 to 958 and encodes 270 amino acids. The transcript has 5 exons. Lineage: Eukaryota; Metazoa; Chordata; Mammalia; Afrosoricida; Chrysochloridae. The record is from RefSeq and is a predicted model, not a curated record.